CUCUCUCUCUCUCUCUCUCACGCCCCCCGUUCAGCAAGCGGCAGCAACAGCAGCAGCUCUCACAGCUCGUGCACCGACCGUCCCAGCAGCACAUCUGCCCUGCGAACACAUCUGCACCGCGCGCAUCUGCUGCGCAUUUCCACAGCACUUCAGCGCGCGCUCCGUCCUGCGUUGGGAAAAUGGAAAUCCUCCAGCCUGAGUUUGCAGGGAGAGGCUGAUAUCACACUGUAGGCACACUCAGGCUUCCAGGCUGGAGCGGAGCGACGGCGCGAAAAUGGAGCUGUCACUUUGCUGCGUGUGGCGGAUCAGCGUUGCUCUCGCGCUCAUGGCGUCUGGCGCUCAGGGGGAACCGAGCGAUUCUCAGAGUGCGUACUUCCUGCCGGAGUUUGCACUCUCUCCACAAGGAAGCUUUCUAGAGGACACCACAGGGGAGCAGUACCUCACUUACCGCUAUGAUGAUCAGUCCUCAAGAACUACUCGUUCAGAUGAAGACCGGGACACGGGUUGGGACGCUUGGGGAACCUGGAGCGACUGUUCGCGUACCUGUGGGGGCGGAGCCUCCUAUUCUCUCCGCAGAUGUCUGAACGGAGGGAAUUGCGAGGGAAGGAACAUCCGUUACAGGACGUGCAGCAACACUGACUGCCCUGCAGAGUCAGGUGACUUCAGAGCUCAGCAGUGCUCCGCCCACAAUGACAUCAAAUACCACGGACAGACCUAUGAGUGGAUUCCUGUGAGUUAUGACCCGGUCUCUCCGUGCGCACUGAGGUGCCAGGCCCGCGGGAAGAGCCUGGUGGUGGAACUCGCGCCCAAAGUGCUGGAUGGCACUCGCUGCAAAACGGACUCUCUGGACAUGUGUAUAAACGGAAUCUGCCAGGAAGUGGGCUGUGACAGACAGCUGAGCAGCAAUGCUAAGGAGGAUAACUGCGGAGUGUGUGCUGGAGACGGCUCCACGUGCCAGCUGGUCAGAGGCCAGGCGCUGACCCACGUUACUCCAGAUGAACCGAUGAAAACUGUGAUUGAGGUGCCGCUGGGCAGCCGAAACCUGCGACUGACUGCCAAGGGGUCAGACAUUAUAGUGAUCGAGGCUCACAGUCCUGCUGGCAGGAGGGAUGAGCUGGUCUUCAGCUCUACAGGUUCGUACACACUGGCCGACACCACUGUGGACUUCCAGAGAGGAACCGAGAGACAGACCCUCCGUUGCCACGGACCCCUGUCCUCAGAUUUCAUCAUCAAGCUGAAGUAUGCAGUGCCCAAAGACACGGUGAUGCAGUUCAUGUUCUACCAGCCCAUCCGCUACCAGUGGAGAGAGACGGACUUCUUCCCCUGCUCUGUUACCUGUGGAGGAGGCUACCAGCUGAACUCGGCCGACUGCGUAGAAAUCCGCUACAACAAGACCGUGCCGGACCACCACUGCCACUCCUACCCAGAGAACAACAAACCAAAGCCCAAACUGAAGGAGUGCAACAUGGACCCCUGCCUCGAAAGUGACGGGUUCAAGGAGGUGAUGCCCUACGAUCAUUUCCAGCCUCUUCCACGGUGGGAGCAGAACCCCUGGACCUCAUGCUCUGUCUCCUGCGGUGGGGGGUCUCAGCAGCGCUCGGUGGUGUGCGUGGAGGAGGAUAUGCAGGGGCAGGUGGUGCAGGUGGAGGAAUGGAAGUGCACACAUUCGCCCCGGCCAAUCACAGAACAGCCCUGCAACACCUUCGACUGCCCCAAAUGGGUCGCGAUGGAGUGGUCUCAGUGUACGGUGACGUGUGGUCGGGGUUUACGGUACCGUGUGGUUCUCUGUAUUGACCACAAUGGGCAGCACACUGGCGGCUGCAGCUCCAGCCUCAAACCCCACAUUAAAGAGGACUGCCUGGUGCCCAUCGCCUGCCACAAACCCAGAGAGAGCGUACCUGUAGAGGCCAAACUGCCGUGGCUAAAACAAGCCCAGGAGCUGGAGGAGACCAAAGUAGCCACAGAGGACCCAACGUUCAUCCCGGGCCCCUGGUCGUCCUGCAGCGUGUCGUGCGGGGUCGGACUGCAGAAGCGCUGGGUGAAGUGUAGAGUGCUGCUGUCCUUCACUCAGGCUGAGGUGGAUCUGCCGGAGGAGGAGUGUGAGGGGGAGAAACCUGUCCUUCAGAGAACCUGCAGCAUGGGCCCCUGUUCAGGCCCCGGGGGCUCCGUGCAGUGGCCUGUGGAUUUCCCGGCUAACCCCACACAGCUGGGCUUCCUAUGGGAGUACCGAGGCUUCACAGCAUGCAGCGUCUCCUGUGCUGUAGGCAGGCAGGUGGCCGUGGUGCGGUGUGUUCGGGCGGGGAGGCAGGAGGUGGUGGAGGACUUUUUCUGUGAUGAGUUGAGGAGACCCCCUGCCAUGGUCCGCAUCUGCAACCCUCAGCCCUGCCCUGCCAGAUGGGAUUUCAGCGAGUGGUCUCAGUGUUCGGAGUCGUGUGGUGUGGGGCUGCAGACACGCAGUGUGCGGUGUGUGAGGUCAGUGGGGAGUAACCUCACAGAGUCAGUGGAGUUAUCAGAGUGCAAAGGGAGCAGACCACCAGAGCUACAAGCCUGCAACCAGCACCACUGCCCACCGGCCUGGGAGGCUGAAGAGUGGCAGCAGUGCUCUCACGCGUGUGUGAGGGGGACGCAGUGGAGGAAGGUGUACUGCAGGCAGCGUCUGGCUGGGGGGAGCUUCCGGAAGCUUCCUGAUGAAGAGUGUGACGGUGUUAAACCCGCGACACAGCGGCCGUGCACCGACCCACUCUGCCUACAGCCACACCUGGACGGAGGGGAGUGGUCCAAGUGUUCUGUGACCUGUGGGAAGGGGAUUCAGCGCAGGGAGCCUGUGUGUCGGAGGUUGAGUGUUUCUGGUCAGCUGGUCACUCUGGACAGGUCUGCCUGUAAUGGCCUGCAGCCCCCACCCCUCAUCAGGAGCUGCCGCAUGACCCCCUGCAACAAGCACAAGUACUCCAAGAAGCGAUGCCCUCAGGUUCUGGGCCUGAAACGCAUCUACAUCCAGACGAGGCAGGAGAAGAGGCUGAGCUUCACCAUCGGUGGACGAGCUUACCUUCUUCCAAAGACGUCCGUCGUCAUCAAAUGUCCAGUGCGCCACUUUCCCAAAGCCCAGAUCCGCUGGGAAAAGGAUGGCCAGGACCUCCAGAACUCCAAACAUCUGAGCAUCACCAAGUCUGGAGCUUUGAGGCUGUACAGCCUAGAGACCGGGGACAUCGGCGAGUAUCGCUGCUGGGCCAACCAGGCCUCAGACAUCUUCAUCCUGAAACUGAUAGGCCAUGAUAACAGGCUUCUGGAACAUCCUGAAGGGAAGAGCUUGGGUAAGGAGAGGAAUAACAGUGGAUCCAGGACUUUCCUCAACAAGGAGGGAGGAUACAAUAGUGCCAAGUGUCAAGACCAGGAGGAAUUCCAAAUCGUCAAGAGAAUCCCCAAACCAGGAAGAAGCUGGGUGCAGAAGAAUGAAUUUUACCUGGAUGAAGGCCAACCUCAAGGAAACCCGACGGCUCUGGGGAAUUCUCUUCUGGCCUCCAGUUCUUCCAGUGAAUCCCUCGUUUCGGCAGCUUCCGGAGCUUUCGUUAUGGAACCGUCCCAGUUCGAGGCACUGCUGAGGAACAUCAGUCAGCUUGCAGAAAGUGGGGAUGUGACCGAUGACCUCGCUUCCCACCUUAUUAGCAGGUUAUUGGAAGAAAUGGCAGCAGCUCAGGUCACUUCAGAUAAGGAGACAACCUCUCGAGAAAGAACAUCCAAAGAUAAACAUCUAGACAAGACCCCAAACUCCUCAGAACGCUCCGGAGGGGAUCUGAGGAAUUUGAAAAGCCGAACGGUCAUUGUACGUCAUAAGCAGCACGGGUCCACCAUGAGCUUCCAGAGGGACCUCAGGAUCAGUGUUGGCCAGACCACCUACGUCACCAAGGCAACCCACAGUCUGACAAUUCUCUGUCCGACUCAGGGGGUCCCUACUCCAGUUGUAUCCUGGACCAAAGAUGGAGCACCACUGAGAGACAGGGGAUCAUGGGAUAGCACCGGAGGACUGCACAUCUCCAACCCCGGUGCCAGGGACGCUGGGGUCUACAGGUGCACGGCCAGCAACGAAAUGGGAUCAGAUUCGGAAUCUACGCAAGUGCUGUUGGCUGAACCUCCUGCCAUCACAACCUCCUCAAGGAACGUGUCUGAUCUUCACAGUUCCAGUCUGAGAGUUCCAGUAGGGGGAAGAAUCAGUGCUCGUUUAGGUGCCAACCUCACCCUGGACUGCCUUGUAACAGGUGUUCCUCAGCCGUUGGUGAGCUGGCACCGCUUGGAGGGUCCUCUGAGCUCCACUGCCAUCCCGCUUCCAAACGCCUCCCUGCUGCUCCACAACCUCACACUGCAGGACGACGGGACCUACUGCUGCGUGGCUUCAAACCCCCUCAGCAAAGCAGUUUCAUCCAGCAUCAUCCACGUAACAGCAGGGGCGGAGCAGAAGGAGCUGAACAGGAAGCGAGUGGUGAUGGCCUCUCGGAUCGGCACCGUCAUCACCGUCACACAGGGGGAUAUUCUGAGAAUAGGCUGUCCUGUCGUUUCCAGUCCCAGAAAACCCAUUAAGUGGACGUUUCAGAACCAAACCCUGAAGCAGGGGGCGGGGCUGCGUUACCGCAUGCUGGUCAGUGGUCGCGUCCUGGAGAUAAACACAAUGACUGGCCGCUUUAAUGGACACUAUGGCUGCCAAACUUAUAUCGAUGACCAGCUUGUUUCUGCCUGGAUUCACGUUCUUUCACAAGAGUUUGAGUGGCGUUUGGGGGAAUGGAGCGUGUGCAGUGCGAGCUGUGGGAACAGAGGAUCUCAGAUAAGAAAGGUCCGCUGUGUCGGAGCCGACGGGCAGGAAACACAACCGUCCUCCUGCCAGAACCGACCCAGACCAGCGUCCCUCCCACGACCCUGCAACCUCAACCACUGCCCACCCAGCUGGGUGUCCACGGUCUGGUCUAAAUGCUCGUCGUCGUGUGGUCGAGGUGUGCGGCAGAGGCAGGUGUCGUGUCAGCGUUUGGAGGCCAGCGGCAGCAUGCGGGUGUUACCCAGCUCUGAGUGUGAGGGAAGCCCCCGGCCCGAGGAGAACCAGGAGUGUGUUUCAGACGCCUGCGCCGAGUGGAUCACCGGAUCGUGGGGACAGUGUUCUGGACGCUGUCUGGGUCCGGCCAUGUCCACUCAGAGCAGAGCGGUUUCCUGCAGAAAUCUAAACGGCUCCAACUCCAACACUGCCUGCGACCCCAAACAGAGACCGGCCUCAGUGCGGAACUGCUCGUCAGAAAUGUGUGACGUCCACUGGCGGGUGUUGCCGUGGCGGCGGUGCACGGCGUCCUGUGGGAGUGGCUUCCAGUCACGUAAGGUGGAGUGCGUCCAUCACCAAAACAACAAGACGCUCCCUGACCUGCACUGCGCCUGGCAACGGCGCCCACUCACCUGGCAGCACUGCAACAUCACUUCCUGUGGCAGUGAGUGUAAGGACACAACGCAUUACUGCGCGGUGGUGAAGCGGCUCAGACUCUGCCUGGUGGAGCCGUACAUGCAGCGCUGCUGCCAAUCCUGCUCACCGGACACCAUCUAGUGACCAGUAACAGAACUGCAGAAAGCAGAAUCAUCUUUAUCUGGAUAAAACUGCAGGAGUUUGCUGACUGACUGAGGGAACAGUUGAGUUGCUGUGCUGCUGUUUCUGCACACGGCUGCGUGUUUAUGGAUUAUGGAUGCACUACGUUUGGACUGAAUGGAUCUGACUGGUACUCGGGGCUGGGAGACUGUAGAGGACAUGAAAGACAAUUUGGGUUCAUCACUGAUGGAGAGAAAAGCACUAAACCAGCUCUCUCUCUCUUUCCCCUCCGGACUACAGUUUAUCCUGUUCAUUAUCAGCCUAUCACCAGUAUACGUGCGUAUUAAAUUAAAUCAGAUCUGUGUUUAUUAUUGCUAUAGCUUUACUGACUGGGGGAGGAGACGGGGAACACUGCUGGACCAUUCACGAUUCAUGUGAAGGAACACUGAAGUGAGUGCAGUUGAAGUGUACAUAGUGUACUGAUAUUAAAUAUAUCAGUAAUACGGACUGUAAAAUAUGAAGUGAAGAGUGGAACAGUCUGGCUUUAUUUUCCUUUUUGAUGUUUUGAUUAAAAGCUGUAUAAAUAUUACAUUACAAAAAGAGAAACUCCAGCAUUCGAGCUAACCUCUGCUAAUCUGAUGCAUCUGUAUUAAACACACACUGCAAUUUUCCACUCAUCACAGUUCAGUGAGUUGAGUGUGUGAAAUUUGUAAGAAUUUGCCCUCUAAAGAUUUUUAUCAAGCUAAAUUUAAUAUCAAACAAAUAUAACCUGGGUAAAUAAUAAUUUUAUUUAUUUAAGAUUUUGCCCUCUAAGCCUAAUAACUUGUUUGUGCUAAACUUUUUGACCAAACUUUUUUCUUAUUAUUGAAUCAUUAACACUGAUCUUAACUGAGGUAAGUGAGACCUGCAGUUCUUUAAAUGUUGUUCUGGGUUCUUUUGUGACCUCCUGGAUGAGUUGUCCACGCCCUUUUAGAGUAAUUUUGAUUGACCGAUCACUCCUGGGAAGGUUCAUCAGCGUUGCGUGAUUUCUCCAUUUUUCUCCAAUCUAAUAAUAGAGUAGUAUAACGCUGCUAUCUGGUGGGCGGGGCUUAAACACAACACUAAAAUAAACCACUGUCUGACACCAAUCUUUACUUACAAACUAGAUUAAAAAAAGAUAAAAUUAACUUACAAUAGUUAAAUAUAUUAUUUUUUCCUACACUACUAACAUGAAACAUUGAAAAGUACAAUUAAUUAGAUCUUUUGCUACAUUAAUUAUUUAAGUUGAACAGAGAUUCGGAUGCUUGAGAAAUGCUGGAGUUUCUCUUUAAAAACAUGUUUUUUUACGUAUUUGAUUGAAGGGUUGAUGCUGCCCUGAGCACACAUUUGUGUUGUUUCGUUGUUUCUCCAGUCGAGAUGCUAAAGCCUUUUUUCAGAUGUACUUUUCGUGUGUGUUUUUUGUGUGCAAGUGUGUAUGAGUGUGUGUGCUUGUGUGUGUUUUUUUUUUUUUUCAACCAACCGUGCUGCAUUGUAAAAUAUUUCUUGUAUAUAAAGUGUUUUUAAAGUGCAAUAUUGUACAUUGAGUGUAGAGAUUUUUGGACUUUAUUUUCUUAUUUCGCAGUUUAGUUUACAUUGUAAUCCAUAUUUAAGAUAAAAAAAAAAAAUAAUAAUAAAAAAAGGAGAGGAAUCAUUUAGCACUUGUUGGCGUGGCAAACCCGUGAGUUGAGUAUCAUGUUCUACUGUAUUUAUACGCAUGCAUUUUAAAUACGUUUUCAAAUGGUUGACUAAGAACAGCCCCUCAUUUUGACGUUGGAUGUACAGAAAUCCAGCAGUGUGUCACUGAUGCUACUGAUGGGUAUGAUCUUGUCCGGGAGAGUGGGAGUGAUGGAGUGCUUGGCUUGUGUUGGAGGAGAGGAAAGAGAGAGAGAGAGAGAGAGAGAGAGAGAGAGAAAGAAAGACUGUAUGGAAAUAAAACAUUAUACACCCUUCUCUGUGUUACAGUGUAAAAACAAUAAAUACACUUUUAUGA
This is a messenger RNA of Astyanax mexicanus (Mexican tetra), 7559 nucleotides long. RefSeq names its product ADAMTS-like 3 (gene adamtsl3). Gene Ontology annotation, molecular function: metalloendopeptidase activity. Bases 275 to 5572 code for a protein of 1765 amino acids. The transcript has 31 exons. The record is from RefSeq and is a predicted model, not a curated record. Gene Ontology annotation, biological process: extracellular matrix organization. NCBI's taxonomy places the organism in Eukaryota, Metazoa, Chordata, Actinopteri, Characiformes, Acestrorhamphidae. Gene Ontology annotation, cellular component: extracellular matrix.